AUGCGGCCCCGCGCCCCGGCCUCCCCCCCCAUUCCCCCGGCGGGUGUGGGUGCUCGCUCUCUUGUUAAGCUCGCCUCCCUUAUUUAUGCCCGGCUGGGGAGGCGGGCGGGGCCGCGGGGGGAGCUCUAUCGACGUUCCCGCACGCCCCGUCCAUGUGCUGGUGAAUUAGGAGCGAGUCGGCUCCCAUUUCGCUUUAAAGCCGCCACGCUCGUGUGCCUUUCGGCUCUGCACUCGAUUAUACACCCUAAGCUAGUGCUCGUAAGGUACGAAAUGGUGACGGCGGGCUACACUCCCGCUUCCAGUGUUUUA
Iphiclides podalirius (scarce swallowtail) is the source of this 309-nucleotide messenger RNA. Lineage: Eukaryota; Metazoa; Arthropoda; Insecta; Lepidoptera; Papilionidae. The record is from the annotation of a GenBank genome assembly.